Cyclopterus lumpus (lumpfish) is the source of this 2646-nucleotide messenger RNA. RefSeq names its product type-2 angiotensin II receptor-like. Gene Ontology annotation, biological process: immune response; G protein-coupled receptor signaling pathway. Gene Ontology annotation, cellular component: membrane. The transcript has 2 exons. Bases 674 to 1924 code for a protein of 416 amino acids. The record is from RefSeq and is a predicted model, not a curated record. Lineage: Eukaryota; Metazoa; Chordata; Actinopteri; Perciformes; Cyclopteridae. Gene Ontology annotation, molecular function: G protein-coupled receptor activity.
ACACACAGCCUCCGUUCCCCGGGUCAGAGGUCACGGGGGGACGGUUUAACACAGCGGUGUCAUAAUAGUUACGGUGAGGUAUGACACAUGGGUUUGUGUUCGCAGUCAUGGAGACACAGCUAUUGCUCAAACACACAUCUUGACUUGAUUUUCUCCGUUUUGGCCUUUUCUGGUGAAGACUCUGGGAGGGAGGGGAAAAAGGAGGGAUUGAAUACAAUACAGAGAGAGAGAGAGCGAGAGAGAGAGAGAGAGAGAGCAUGUUUCUCUUAUUCUCUCUGUCUCUGCAGGCUGGCUUGUGUCCAGGUAGUCCAGCCUCUUAGUUAUGAUGAAGGUGGGACGUGGAGGCAACUUCCCUGUUGUGCAAUCAUCAUGAGGCUCUUGGGGGCUAUAAGUCCCCGAACCUCAUCUGGUUUCUCAGCCUUAUUUUUUCAACAGACACACACACACACACACACACAUACACACACACACAAACUCAGAGGCAUGAUAUGGUCCGAGGUAUUCAGUUGUGCAGAUUUGUCUGAGGGGCCGAGGAGCAAUUUUCAAGACAUGGACUUUAGCCAAAAGAAGCAUUGAAAAGCGCCUGACUGCUCGGACCGGAGGCUCAAUCACUCACAGCUGACCUUGGCAAACUGAAAGGGGGGAAGUGAACGAGGGUACAUCCAGUCCUAUAAUGGCAAUCCCAAGUGACCUCUUCCUCUUCAACUCCACCUCCUCCCCCUAUUCAGCGACCGAGAUCUAUCUGAAUGCCUCUCUCUCCCCCCCUGCUCCCCACUGCCCCGGCUGGCCCCCUGUGCCCAUGACCACCGUCAUCCCCGCCCUCUACAGCGUCAUCUCCGUGCUGGGAACCGUCGCCAACGCCCUGGCAGCGUGGGUGUUGGCCCACGCCAGUGUCUCGAGGAGAACCGUGGCCAACACGUUCAUGCUGAACCUGUGCGUGUCGGACCUGCUGUUCCUGCUGACCCUCCCGCUGUGGGCCGUCUACUACUCCCGGGACUACGACUGGCCCUUCGGCCAGGUCGCCUGCAAAGCCUGCGGAGCUCUCCUCAACCUCAACCUCUACGCGUCCAUCUUCUUCAUCACGUGCAUGAGCAUCGACCGCUACCUGGCCAUCGUGCGUCCCCUCCGCUCCCAGAGUGCGAGAUACCCCAAGCGCGCCCGGCUCACGUGCCUCCUGGUGUGGGUGCUGGCGUGUGCUUGCUCGGCCCCCACCUUGUAUCUGAGGGACACUUACCCCCUGGAGGGGCUUGGUGUGGUGGCCUGUGGGAUUGACUACCCUGAUCCUACUUGGCAUCUGACCCUGGUCUGGAUGAAGAUAGGCGUGGCCUUCCUGCUGCCACUGUUUGUCAUCUCUUGUUGUUACGGGGCUAUUGGCAGACAUUUGUUGGCUAAUACAGGGCUGCCGAGAAUGCACUCCCCCAGCAUGCCCUCUUUUAAAUCACCCGAGUCCAAGGAGAGCAGUAAAACAGAGAGACCUCCGACCCCAUGUGCCUGGCCCAGCUCCAGCGGGGGCAGGCCCCUGGAGGGCAGGGGGCUUGAGCGGGUGUUGUGGACAGUCGCCGCGGUGGUCCUGGCCUUCUUCCUCUGCUGGUUCCCCUUCCACUGCGUGACCUUCUUGGGCGUUCUGAGGAUGGGUGGCUGGCUGGACAGCUGCUGGGUGGACUGGACCAUCCACAACCUCACACCGCUGACCCUCUGCUUGGGAUUCUCCAGCUCGGCCUUCAACCCGGUGCUCUACUGCUUCCUCGGCAACCACUUUCGGAGCCGUCUCGGGGGCCUCUGCAAGGGCCUGUGUGCUUGUCUGAAGGCCCAGGGGGAGGAUCACAGCCAGAAGAGGGGCUCCUUCAGCACCAGGCUGAGCUCCUUCUCUCGAAAACUUAGCGACCUGAAAGACCUGGCGAUUGUGGACCCCGGUCCUGUCUAAACACCCCCCCCCCCCCCCCCCCCCCCCCUUCCAACUGGCUUCACACUAAGCGUGGAUGUGUGAGACGGAGCUGUAACUGUGACUGACACGCCGCCCUACGAAGACAGAAACCAAGUUAUGACAAAAGAUGAAGCUGAGAGGUUCAAAUAUAUAUUUUCACGCUGGUCACCAAACAGUGUAACAGACAGAUAAGUUAUACAUUUCAUGCCUCUAAUGCUGCAGCCUUCAGCCAAACAGGUUUUAAUAAUUCACUGUACACAAGUUGCUCAGACGCAGCCAGCAACUCGCUGCAAUAAGUUGCAUUGAGGUCGCAGGAUAAGAAACAUGGAGGUUGUGCUAUGAUAUAUUGAUCACAAAGAUGUUGGAUGAUGAUAGAAAGAGUUUUCCAGCUUUCCCUAAGGCUAGCUGUGGCUAUCAGCUAGCUUCAAUUGAAGCUCAGUUUUGUAGUUUUGCUUUCUCAGAAAUGAUCUCAUAAACACUUCUAUGGCAUUACAAUGUUGAAUAUGGUAUCUCCAUAUCCACCGAAUGUUUUAUUACUGCCUUUUGUCUUUGUAGGGCAGACCAUUAUGAAAUACAGAUGUAUUAUUAUUUCAUAAUUUUUGGGGGAUACAUUGUAUGUGUAAUCAUAAAACGUGUAACAUUUGUAUUGUAUUAUUCUGUAUGAAGACAGUUUAGGAAAAUUAAAAUGACUGAAUGAAAUAAAGUGAACAAUAUUUCACUAA